AGGUAUAGAACAGAUACUUGACAUGAAAGAAUGGAAAAGAGACAUCAACGCACCCGCCAUCGGCCUCCCAUCGGCCUCAACAGGAUAAGUAUAAUUAUAAUUGGACGCCAAGUUUAGAGUUCUCCUCAGAGAGGAAACAUUCUUCCACAGACAAACGAGGAUGAAGGCUACCGGCAGCAAGAUCAAUAACAUGUGGUCGCCGAAAGCGGCGCGCAAUUUUAGGGAGCCUGCUGUUUCAGCAGUCGAUUUUUUUCAGCGUUCACCUGCCCACCGGCAACUCGUAGCGCGAAGUGUGGACUUCGGAGAACUACCUUCGAGUGGGGACAGCGCGGACGCAGGUUUCGGGGGUAGACAUGCUAGCUCCACAGGUUUUAAUCCGCGUUCUCCCGUACAUCAAGGCUCGGCGAAGAAAACGUUUGGCAACAAUCAGCAGGGUUUGGCCUCUCCUUAUGGACUUCAGUGAUCAUGCAUUGCUAAUGUUAGUCGUAGAAGUAGACAGACCAAUCCGUAAUUCUUUUACUCUGUACUACGCAGUAGACAUCAGAAUACUCCUACUCGCGGUCCGCGCGGGGUCUCUCUACUGCACUGUAUUACGACUGCUCUCCACCGGAAAUGAGGGCCCCACUCCCAUUAUCGUAUGUCAUUCAACAUCCUCAAGUCUUCUUCUAAGCUAUAUCCACGAGCUCACCAAAGAGGUCAUCAUCCUUAAAACCGAUGCGGCAGACGGUGGAUACAACAUUACGCAAGUUGCAUGUCCACACGGCUUGCGUCAAUUUUCUUGAGAAUCAAUUUCAUUGUGAUUUCCCACGCGCAAAGAAUCACAUCCGUUCGGAGUGCAUGAACAUUCGUGGUCGCAUGGAUCAAAUGAUUUUGCAGAAAAGUACUCAGGAGUCCUUUCACGACGAUACUUAGAAGUCUCCAUUAUAAUGUAGGAUUCAUAAGAUUUUUCUUCUUCUAGCUUCUUUUUUGGUAACACGAGCGGAUCCGUUCUUUCUUUCAUAGAGUAGCUUCUAAGAAGAAACUGAAUUAGAAAGUUUAUCAUCUUCCGUUGUACAUGAUCAGAUCUGUUCCAAUUUGCGUGCGUAGAUUCAAAUAAAUGAAAUGAUUUCGAGGUCGCCCGGUGCCGCCGUUGAUCGAGAUACCAGCCAGUGGGAUUUCUCGAACAGCGUCCUUGCCAUCCUUUGUUCAACCGCACAGUCGCUCACGGCGGUUUUCACAACGUUGA
Molecule: messenger RNA, 1225 nt
Organism: Amoebophrya sp. A25
Lineage: Eukaryota; Dinophyceae; Syndiniales; Amoebophryaceae
Source: the annotation of a GenBank genome assembly